CGAACGGCGACCGCGCCUCCAAUUCGUCCUGAACGAACUCGACUUCAUUGAGCUCCCCCUCCCUCGGUCUCUACGAUCACUGCAACACGACUGCCUGAGCAAUGACCACCAUCGAGGCGGGGUCUACAGGCCCCAGCCUACUCGUUCUCCCGAUGGACAUCCUCACCGUCGUGCAGUCCUUCAUGAAGCCACUCGAUAUCAAGGCCUUGCAAUCGACAUGCAAAACCCUUCGAGACCCAACUCUGCGCCGCACCGUGUGGCGCGCCGCGCUCCGCCGAGUCAUUGAGCAGAACGACGUCUUUGCGCCUACCUUCCCCUCUCUGCAGACCAUGUCUACCUCUGAACUCUCGUACGCGGCGCUCCGCCCCCAGGUCUUUCUUCAGCGCGUCGAACGCUGCGCAUCGAGCUGUCCCGAAGACAAAAUCGGCUAUCUAAAGCCACUCCGUCGACAAGAGGUCCAGCUAAACAUCCGCGAAAUCGACAUCGGCGAGUAUACCGAUCAGUUUAGCGCGGCCUCCCUGGUUUCUGGAGGGCGAUACUUGCUCGUCUUACUCAGCUUCACCAUCUACAUCUACGACUUGGGAGAACUACGUCCAGAACUCGACCCGAUAUUCAUCACAACCACCAAGGAUCUGGAACCACUGCCCACUCCUUGGCCCUUGAGGUUCCACCUGGACUUUCAUGUUGCGCGCGGCGGUGAUCUCCUCCUGUUCAUCUCUUUUCUGACGAGGCAAACGCAUGACAACACAGAUGACUUUUGGGCAUGCGCGAGAGUCUACAAGGUCCAAGGCCUCCCCGACACCCCUCAUGGCGAGCUCAUGGGACGGCUUGAUUUCAAGGUCUCCUCUAUGUACUCAAACUUGAGUUUAUGGUGCCUCGAAGGAGAUCUGGUCUCCUUCACGAUGUAUGGAGAACCAAAUUCGCAGGUAGUAGGCGUGGGGGACUACGUUCACAGCGAAGUGGCCUCAUGGAGUUGUCCUCGUGCUUCGAUGUGUAUCAUCAAACGGAAUCACCUCAUCGUCGGAAACUACGGACGAGGCUUACUCGUGUACGAGCUUCCUCCCCUAUGCCCCCUCGCGACGGAAACGCUCGAGCACUCGGUUCUGGAGCCUAUUCAGAUCAUUCCGGCUGUCGAGGGUCUGAAUCCGCUACCCAUAGCAGUCUACCAGCGCUCGGUCGGUGUCCCAUUAUUUGAUGCUUUUUUGGAGAACAAAAGUGAGAUGCCGGCCAAACUUGUGCGAUAUCGUAUCGAUAUACCAUGCUUGGACGACGCGCCCUCCUUAGAAGACGCGCCCUCUCCAGACGACGCACUCUCACCAAACGGUCCGAACGCUUCCUUCUCGCUCGUCAUAGAGUCUACAUUCGACGCCACUCGCGAAGGCCCAGGCCGCCGCGCUGCGAUCUCGAGAACUCUACGCGCGUGCGACGACAGUAUGGUGCACACGCGCGCUAUCGAACCGGACUCCGAUUCUGGAGAGAAAGAUCGGGAACGGGUGACGAUACACGUCGAGCAUGGGGAUGGCGAAGCGGUGAUCGCCGGGCACAAUCAGGUCGGGGGCACCAAGGAGCGAGUAUUCUCCCUCGUAGACUUGGUCGACCGACGCGAGGGCACCUGGAACUUCGAUACCGACGCCGCACCGGAAGAAUCCACCUGGGCAAACUCGGAACGGGCCAUGAGCCUGCUGACCCUCCCUCUGGACCUCCUCGUCCUCGUCCACUCGCAUCUGACGCCUCUGGACAUCCUGUCGUUACAUGCGACCUGCAGAACACUCAGAAGCCCAACGCUGGGCCUCCUCGUCUGGCGAGACGCCCUGCGCCACUCCAUCGAGGAGAACAACAUCUUCGGACCCACCUUCGACCUCGCAUCCAUGUCUGUCAGCGCGCUCCGCACUGCCUCCCUGCGACACCAAGUUCUGCUGCGGGUCAUAAAAUCCCGGAGUCCAUCAUCGCAGAGCUUCGACCCUCGCUACCUGUGGCCUCGGUCUCACCGCAAAAUCACGCUGGAUAGAGGUUUCCUGCUUAGAAUGAUGAGGCAGAGGCAGGACAAUGCUAGGGAGAUGACCUUGCUGCAAGGCGGACGGUAUUUGCUCCUGGAUACGGUGUGUACGUUCCGGGUGUACGAUCUCGACGAUUCAGAGCGCAAGGAGCCCGAGAUGACUCUGAAGCCCAUCAUGUUCUGGAUCAAGUCCGACGACGACCAGGAUAUACCGACCUUGCCGGGGCGCUGCGUCCUUCGUAUGCACAAGGUCGAAGGCGACGAAGUCAUCUUGUUCUUCUCGAUUCCAGCCAUCGCAACUGGAUUCCUUCCGACAUCGCUCGUGGCGUACGCUAUACGCGGACUCCCUCAUCAACCCCUCGGAGAAGAGAUCGCUAGAUACUCUCUCAAGGGGCCGGGUGAGCUAUUGCCCAAGUCCUUCAGCUCCGACCGAGUCUCCUUCGUCGGUAGCGAGUCUGACGUUUUUGGCGUAUGGGACUAUAGGCGGGACGAAGUCGUGCUUAUGCGCACUCCUCCGGACUGGUCCCGUCGAGACUCGUCGAUCGAGUGCCUCAUCACGCCAAACACCGUCAUUCUGAAAAGCUCCAAUGCGAAGAAGCUGGGGGUCUACGAUCUACCCCCAUUCGCUCCGACUACCGCGCCGCCCGUGUAUGCACCCGCCUACCGCGACGUACUUCACUCGCAGGCGAUCAUCAAGUCCUGUCAGAUCUUGCCCCUGCACGACAGCAAUGGGCCCUACCUCUUCGACCUCCAUCCCUUCAAAGGCGACGGCCGCUUCCAUCGCUAUCGCCUCGAAGCGGACCCCACUAGUGGAUUGUUCAUGCCCGUCCCCGAUACCGCCUGGAUGCAGCUGUACCCCGUCGGCAUGCACCCCGUGCAAAAAUACGACAUGAAGAAUUGCCAACUCAGGCCUCUGCGGGCGUGGGCGGAUGAUGUCUUUGUGGUCGGAUAUCGCACGGGGUGGAGGGACUCGGAGAUCAGAUACAAGUACCGCGCGCGCGAUGAGGAUUUGGACGGGCACGGCGAGGGCGAGGACGAGGAAGACAAUGGCAGUGACUGGACAAUUGAUAGCGAUGAGGCCACCAACGACGACCAGGCCAACGUCUUUCUCCAUGUCCAGCACCGGGACUUGGAAAAAGGCCUGGACCGCAAGUAUCCCCUCUCCAUUGCUAGCAUCCUGGAUCGCAGCCACGAGGCGUGGGGGGAGCGGAGGUGGGAGUUCGUGGAAUUUUGCCCCGCGUCUGGGAGGUUGCUCACGGUGGAAGUGCUGUCGAUGAAUCGCCUGGAACUGAACGUUUUCGAUUACUUUCCUUCGGUCGAGGCGUGAGCCGAGGUUAUCGCACACAUGACAUUGUUAGUCCCUGUUUGAGCUUCGCAAGUGCCGCAAAAUAAAGCGGUAGAAAUAAGAACUGUUUGGCUGGCC
Schizophyllum commune H4-8 is the source of this 3419-nucleotide messenger RNA. RefSeq lists its product as uncharacterized. Bases 102 to 3323 code for a protein of 1073 amino acids. Gene Ontology annotation, cellular component: SCF ubiquitin ligase complex. NCBI's taxonomy places the organism in Eukaryota, Fungi, Basidiomycota, Agaricomycetes, Agaricales, Schizophyllaceae. Gene Ontology annotation, molecular function: protein binding. The record is from RefSeq and is a predicted model, not a curated record. The transcript is spliced from 8 exons. Gene Ontology annotation, biological process: SCF-dependent proteasomal ubiquitin-dependent protein catabolic process.